Messenger RNA from Podarcis lilfordi (Lilford's wall lizard), 15446 nucleotides. Lineage: Eukaryota; Metazoa; Chordata; Lepidosauria; Squamata; Lacertidae. The record is from the annotation of a GenBank genome assembly.
GGCAUGUUCCCAGCUCUACCUGGAGAUGCUGCCAGACACAACCUGAGACCUUCUGCAUGCUAAGUAUGGGCUCUUCCCUGACAAAGAUCACACCCCUAAUAACCAUGUGAUCCAAUACCAAAAAAAGUCAGAAUAAAAACAUAACUUUAAAAUAAACAACAUACCAAGUAAAGCAAUAUUCAAUAAUACUGAAUACUCAAUAAUCCAUUAGAAUAGUAAAAUUAAAUAGGAAGGAGGAGGUGAAGGGGCUCCGACAGAGUCACAGAGUCCACUCGCCACAGUCCUUAAAAGAGUUCCCCUAAGCGCUGCCAUAAGGCAGCCUGCAAACUGCACGUUGUAAUCGCAAGGAGAAGAGGUGAAACACAGCCCCCAGCACUUUGACCAGAAAGGGGCUUAUAUUCUGUCUUCUUUCUUACUUUCCUUCUCUCUUAUUUUCACUCCAAAUCAGUCCUACAGAAGUCUGUAAUUGGGGAGAGUAUAUCGCUGUUUUCUUCUUCUCUCCACCACCAAGAGGAAGGAGGAGGUGAAGGGGCUCCGACAGAGUCAAAGAGUCCACUCGCCACGCUCCUCAAAAUCGCCCCAAAGCCUCCAAAAAGUUUUCCCAAGCGCUCCAAACACUAUAAUUUUCUUUGAUUAUAAUCCCUUAUAUCACAUAGCACAAUCUCCUCCUGAAUAUAGCAAAGAAGGGGGUAGUAGUCUUACUAUCGUGCUUUAUAGAUCCACCUUCCGUCUUUAUAAUCCACUUUCCCGUCGCUGGCUCAAAAAUUGCUCAACCAGAUUCUUUUGGGAUUAGUGGGAAAGGAGGUUAAAAAGAAGGAUAAGAAUUUAUUUUUGUAUGCCACGACGGCAGCAAGGAUUAUGUUGGCCCAGAAUUGGAAGACAAAUGUAUUACCAACUAUUUCGGACUGGCAGGUUAAAUUGAUAAAUUAUGCGGAACUGGCUAGAUUAUCAGGGAGAAUACGAGAUCAGGAAGAUCAGAAGUUUUCUGAAAAUUGGAGUAAAUAUUUGGUGUAUAUAAGAGAUAAUUGUAAAUCUUUAAAGACCCUGGCAGGGUUUGAUUAACUUCAACAGCAUAUGGUUAAUUAGAUAAACGAAUAAAAUACGAGAUGUAAUGAAAUUAUAAGAUACUUAUCGAAGGGGGGGAAGGAAGUCUGAAGCUCGGCAGAGCUAAAGGUUUUAUAUGAGAUCUAUUUGUAUAACAAAUGUACAUAAAUGUAUUCUGGUUGAAAAUCAAUAAACAUUUAAUUUUUUUUAAAAAGAAUAGUAUGCACAUAAUAAUCGAACAGUUUACACUUAACAAUUACAGUAAAGAAUUACUAAGCUAUAAUCAAUAAAAAUGAUAGCAAGUCACAAUGCAUAAAAUGCCACCAAACAUACAAGCAUGUCAGGCUCUAGUAAUAUCUCCCUUUGCAGGAUUCCUUUGGUAAGUCCCUAAACAGAGCAAUGAGGAACGGUUAAUAAUAAUUUAAGCGACUUAGUGUAAUAUAUAAGUGUAAUUGAUUUAUCUCACAGCUAACCGGCAGCAAAAAAAAAUAAUGUUAUAAAUUGAUAUACAUUACAUCUCCUAAUACUGUAAAAAAGUUUUCUUCCCCCCCUUGCAGUUAUAUGUUAUGUUGCAUUUUUUGUGGUGUAAAUUAUGUUGGGAAUCAGUGAAAUAUUAGAUAUAAACAAAACCUUGUAUUCAAAUAAUAUGCCUAUUUUUCUGCCCUUUAAGAACAAACGUGUGGAGCUUCUUGUGUGUGUGAGUGCUUGUGAGCUCACAUGGGGCGGGGAGGGGGCGGUGCCGAAUUGAGUCUUUGACCCAUGGAAGAAAGCCUAAUUUCCCUGCCAGCAGCUGUGUGCACUUUGAUCAGCAGCCUGGAGGGAAUUAAACACAGGUGGGGGAUGUCUGAGGAAACGCUCGCAGCUGUGCCUGCCUAGCCAGGCAAGAUAGGGCUGGAAGUACAGAACACGUGAUCCCUGCACCUGUAACUGAUUCAGAUUGGAACAUGCCCUAAUAGCCUCCCCUACUUAAGGACAGGCAGCUGUGAGGAGUGUGAUGAAGACUAAGGAGGCGUGCAAUGCGUGCUGGGUGAAGGUGUGGCAGAAAUGGCUGGAGCGAGGUGUGCGGAGGGACUGUCGCAUACUGAGAGGAUACAAGGGAGAAGAGGGGACAAGUUCAGCCAAGAGCAGCCAGAUCCAGGACAGGUGCUGGGGGGGUUGGAGUUGGAACUUCUGGGACUUUCACAUUUUGCCCCUGCCUGCACCAAAUGCUAAUUGUGACAGCACCCCUUUUGGAGGGAGAAAAAGAGAAGGGAUUUAAAAAUCAGGUUCAGGAUUGUUUCUUUAGUUAAAAAAACGACCCAGCUUUUAUUUCACCUUAUAUCACCUUUAGCUCCUUGGAGAAGAGGUGGGCUAUAAAUACAAAUGUGGGCUGGACAAGGUGGAUUUGCAGCUGGUUGACUGACUAAACCCAGAGGGCUCGCUAGUGGGAACCUCGGCUCUUAGUUUGGUACACGCACACUCCAUGCACAUUUGCACGCACACACACAAAGCUCAACACAUUUGUUAUUAAAUGGCAUAAAAAUAGGCAGUAUAUAUUAUUUGACACUGUGCUUGUUAAUAGUAGGAAGAGUUUUCAGAGGCUUCGGUUAACUCAGGAUUUGCACUCUUAAGGUUUAGAAAUGUUAAGAAAAACUUUUGCCAAGUUCUGAAGUUUGAAGCUUCCCUGAGUUUAAGUUGGCUUUAAAGGUAACAUCCUGACUUCAGCUGCUGCUGCUUAUCUUAAAUGUGCAGUUUUAAAGGCAAGCUUGCUUCAUUAUUUUUUAGAAAGGAAAACCGAAACCCCCUAGGUAAUUUAUCUUUCCUAAGACAAGCAUUUUCUAAAAGAAGCUAGGUAUUGGAUUUGAUCAAUCUAAAACAGGGCCAAUUUAGAGAAAGGAGAAACUGGGAAAGUGUUUGAAAGAGGCUUGAGAAAAGUUUCUCCAAAUACGAAAAUAUUCUGUGUGUAAAAUAUUUUUUUGUAUGUGUGUAUCUGGCUUUCAUUCAACUUUCAGUAGCUCUGCAGAUAGGAUUCCUCAAACGAUCCAUUAUUACUAAGACGUUGCAUGACUGCAUGACCAAAGGGAAAAUGAGUGCCCCUUCCAGUAAAAGUAAAUUGCUUGUCAACAGUAGAGCUUCCAUGUGCAGAGGCUAUCUGAGGUUGGAUUUAUUUGGUUAAAGGAUCGUUAAAGGGCUGCAUUUCCUAAGAUCAGUGAAGACCCAUGGGAGUAGCCAGGUCUGGGGGGGGCAGAACCAACCUGAUUGGUCAGUUAAGUAUUGUUUUACUUGAUCUGGGAGGGGGCAGCUGCCCCCCUGCCUCCCCUUCUUGGCUAUGCCCAUGUCAAGACUCUCAGGUUUCCUUUUAACAUAGCUUUUAAAAAGUCUCUUUGACCCUUUUUGCCACCCCUCUUUGAGUUAUGAAAUCCUUUGAGUUUUGAUGGGUAAAUUUACUCCCAAGUAAGUUUCCUUCAACGAGGUUCCUUUCAAUUUUGUUUCGUUACUCAUUUCAGGAAAUAAUACAUUUGUAGUCAUCUUAGGUUCCAUGUAAGGUGAAGAAAUGUUUCUUGCCACGUAGAAAGUGUCCUGCAAUUGCAAUCCCAAUGCAGCCUGACAGUGCUUGACGGGGAGCUGCAUUGGGCAGGGAAAACGCUUACUCUCCUCCUCGCGUUCCUGUUUUAACUGUUGCAUGGUGUGCGCACCUGUGUAUGAUGUCGUGAUUGUGUGUCCUCUCGCAGUUGGGGGUGUAUACAUGUUUGUCUGGUGGCAGACUGGUUAAAAAGGUUUUGUGGGCUUGGAACGAUCGCUUCAUCCCACCAAAUCGCCCAUCCCACCAAAAGCAGCAGGGGAUCAGAGAUCUGAACGUAAGAAAGCACACACCCAGGGGGUGUAGCAUGUUGAGUGCUGGCCCUGGUUUUGAGGGGGGUCCGGCGUGGGGUGCUGGGUCGUGCCCAGGGCCAUAGGUAGGGGUUGGUGAGGAAGGCCCCCGCCAGGGGCGCAGGCGAGGCCUCCUCGCAAAAUCUGCUCCGUGCGCCCUCCAGCGGGAGAACUUGCGCGCGCGGCGGGCGCUUCUUCUUGCUGCUUGCGUAGCCGGCGAAGGAAUGAAGGGGCAGGAGGGCGCGCGUGAGAGAGGGAGAGAAGGAAGGAAGGAAGGUGGGUGUCCUCUCGGGGUGGAGCUACCGGAGCCGGGGAAAGGGCGUCGGCAGGGGAGGCGAGGAAGUACCCGAGCGCGUUCCAAGCACGUUUCUGACCCUGCUGGAAGCAUGCGGAGGGGCAGCGUAUAAUACCACCCGCUUGCAGCUGGGGCAACAGCCUCUCCCACAGCCCUAUGCGGGAGCCCCAGAGUGCAAAGAUAUAAUUUUUGAAAUCACAAUUGCCUCUGGGCAUGUGCAGAUUGUUCCUCCCGAAGUCGAAAGAGGUCCGCCUCCCGCUUUAAGAGGAGGGCGAACGGUUCCGUCCAGGGCAAAGGUGGCGGUGAGGGGAUGUGUGCGCAGAGGCGGAGCUAGGUGCACUUGCUGUGCACGCUGGGGCGGGGCUGUGCGGGGGCAGGGCUAGCCGUGUGCAGGGAGAGGAGGGCGGGCACCCCCCGCAGCGAGCGAUGACACCCCCUUGACACCCAGGACUGCCAGGGGCGCAAGAUUACCUAGCUACGGCUCUGGUCGUGCCCGCCAAGUGCUGCGUCCACUGGCCGGGCUCCCGGCUGCGCGGGCGGGCUGGCGGGUGGGGCAACAUGGCCCUGCUUGGCUGCGUUGUAGCUGAAACCUGCGCCUCCAUUGAAAGGGAGGUGUCAAAGAUUAAAUGCCUCCAAUCACAACUAGGGGUGAUAUGACCUUGAUAACCAUUUUAGUUAUAAUUCCAAGGGUUUGCAAAUUGUCUGCAGAGAGGCCACCCCAGACCCCUUGCUGACAGGGAAAUGGAUCGCUGUCUAAGCCCACCUGCUCACUGACUAUGUGCAUCAAGUAUUCAUAAUACCAACAGGGGAGUGCCCGGUUUCCUUCUGGCUGUGCUUCCCCUCGUAGUUUACCAAAAGUGGGCCACUAGGCAGCACCCCCCCUCACUGGGUAAGUGAAAAACAGGCGGGCCUCCCACUUAUUCCACACCUCAUGUCUUUCCCUGCUGAUUCCGCCAAGCCCGUUCCCUUGACUGUGGUUUCACUAGACAGGUGGGGACAGUGGGAAUCUCCUUCAUCCAUUCAUGCGUGUCACUAGAUGAGGAAUUUGGCUCUUUUUUUGUCAUCAUCGGGGCACCACGACCCUCAGACGUUGCAUCUCUUUAUCCACAGAGGUACGGAUUAUUUUCUAGCAGUCCUGUGGUAUACCUGGGCAAUUUUCUGGGCGCUCACAUCCCAGCACCGAGGGAGGCGGCUGUUUUGUUAAAGAUGGAAUGAGCAUAAAUGCCUCCAAUCACCACUCAUGAUGAGAGAACCUUAAGGUCUUGCUUCCAGACAAUACCCCAGGCUAACAGGUCCUCUGCCAAGCGAUCACUCCACACCCCUCUGCAGGAGAGUGUUGCAGAUGUGGUUCUCAGGUCUUCCACUUAGUAGCACACUUAUUUUUUUUAUUUUAAAUAUAUCUUUAUUAAUUUUAAAUAAAUACAUUUAUGAAAAAACAGAUGUACAUACAAGUAAACAAACACAAUCAAACAAAUAACAGAAAAAUCAAACUACACACUAUAAGAUACAAGAAGAUUAAUAUAAUUGUCAACUUAUAUACUCCUGAUACUGAACACAAUUAUAAAACUUACAGAGAAGAAAUUUAAAGCUGGCUUCCAGUUAAUCUCACUGUACUUUAUCUAUCCAUUACUUUAUACUGCACAGUUACAUAUUUCUUAUAUAAUUUCUUUUUACCUCCCUAUGAACUUAUAUUUAUACAAUGCAGGGAUCAGUCUAAUUCAGCCAAGAUGUUUCCUUUUAUUCCAUAGUUUUCUAAAUAUUCUUUAAAGAUUCCACAAUCCUUAUAGACUUUUUGUUUUGGUUGGCCUCUUACUCUUCCUGUCGCUUUCGCUAGCUGCAGAUAUUCUACCAUUAGGAUUUGCCAAUCUUCCGUGUUGGGUAUUAUUGUGUUUUUCCAAUUUCUUACUACUAAAAUUCUGACCAUCAUUAUUCCGUACAUGAACAAUGUUCUUUUUUUAUUUCUCUAUUUCUUUUGGCAAAAUGCUUAAUAAAAAUAUUUCUGGCCUCUUUUUGAAUGUUAAUUUAAUGUUAAUUUAAAUAAUUCUUAAAUUUCUUCAUAUAUAUUAUUCCAAAAAACACAAAUAUCUGCACCUUUCCACCACAUAUGCAAAUAAGACCCAAUUUCUUUAUUACACCUCCAACAUAAAGGUGAUCUGUUCUUAUACAUUUUAGCAAGUUUUUCUGGAGUUUGAUGCCAUCUAUACCUCAUCUUAAUUGUGUUUUUCAUGAAACUGUAGCAGGCCGUGAAUUUUAUGUCUUCCCGCCAUAAUUUUUCUCAUUGUUCCAUAAAUAUUAUAACCCAAAUCUUGUGUCCAUCUCACCAUUAUGGCUUUCACUUGUUCUUCCUUUACCUCCCAUUCCAAUAGGAGGUCGUAUACCCGUGAGAUAUAUUUUCCUUUACUUUGUAUCAAUUCUUUUUUCAAAUUUUGAUGUUUCUUUUGCAAGCCCUACUUUUUUAUCAAUAGUUAAUCUUUGAUGUAUUUGAAAAUAUUGCAGCCAGUUUGUCAAAUGCCCUUUAAUUUCUUCAUAUUUUUUCAGUAUAGGUUCAUCCUGUUGUCCUUCUAAUAAUAAUCUGUAUGUGGCCCAUUCCCCUUCCAUAUUCUUUUUCUUAACUGCCUGUGCUUCUGUAGGUGAGGUCCACAGGGGGUUCUUGGGUUCUAGUAUUCCUUUAUAUUUUGACCAGAUCUUAUAUAAUUAUUUCCUUAUUAAAUGAUUCAGGAAGCCCCUGUGGACCUUUACCUUCUCAUAUAUUAAAUAGGCAUGCCACCCAUACUGAUGAUCAUAUCCCUCCAAAUCUAAUACAUCAAAAUCCCUUAAUGUUAUCCAGUCUUUCAUCCAUAGUAGUGCUGCAGCUGCAUGAUAUAACUCUAGAUCAGGGAGCACGAAGCCUCCUCUCUUUUUUAUCACUUGGUAGCGCUCUUUAACCAACUCCAGGAGACUACUGUUGCCGGCGUACUAGUGGACUUUCUGAGCAUGAGCCCUCCUCAGGUCCACCACAGGUAUGUCUGGGCCUAAUAUCCCCAGGAGGAAAGCCUCCAUUUUUUAAAAUGAAGGAUACUAUCAUAAUUCUUUUGAGCUCAUUAUAAAUUACAUUGCAAAAUUCCUUUAUUUUCUUACAGGUCCACCACAUAUGUAACAUUGAGCCUUCCGCUCCCCCACAUCUCCAGCAUUUACUUGAAAUGUUCUUAUACAUUUUGGAUAAUUUUAGUGGUGUUAAGUACCAGCAGAAUUGCAUCUACAUAAAAUUUUCUUUCAAGGUGUAGCAUGCGGUGAACUUCAUAGAUUUUCCCAGGCUUUCAUUGGGAUACUAGAGCCAAAAUCUUGAACCCACUUGACCAUUACAGAUUUUAGAGGAUUACCGAUUGGAGAGGAUUUUCACUUUAGAAUUGAUCAGUUCUUCUGUAAAACAAGAAAAUCCUUAAUAAAAUAUUUAAUAAAAAAAAAGAAUUGAUCAGUUCUUUUUCCAAUGUAGAGGGUUCCAUCGCAAAACCAUUUCUUUUGUCUAGUUUAAAUACCUCAUAAAGUUGGUGAUAUUGUAACCAACCUGACAGAUGUUCUCUAAUUUCUUCAAAGCUUUUUCCUUCCUCUUCCUUCCAUAUUUUUUCUUCUUCACUGCUAGUGCUUCAAUGGGAGAUAUCCACCUCAGAGUUUUAGGUUCAAGCAAAUCUUUGUAUUUUCCCAAACCAUAUAGAGAGGUUUCCUUAUAAUAUGAUUAUUAUUUUUUUGUGGAUCUUAACUUUAUCAUAACCUUAAGUAGGCAUGCCAGCCAUAACGGUUGUAAUGUCCUUCCAGGUCUAGAAGGUCUGUGUUUUGUAGUGUACACCAUUCCUUGAUCCAGGAGAGACAGGCCGCUGCAUGAGACCUGUAGCAGACUUGGAGAACGUGGUUCAGAGUUUUGGGCAUCUGGCACCCGCCGUGACAUAGCCGGUCAGCUCUCUGUCCCCUGGCCAAGCAGGACCUGGUUGGAAGUGCAUUGAUGUGCAUCCGAAUGGAGUUACGAUAGUCCUUGCCCGACAGGAACUUAGUGCAGCCAUAGACCCAGUUGUGCUGGCUACGGGUUUUCCCAGACUCCUUCAAUGCACAACCAUCCACCGAUUGGUACAGGAGACUGGCCCAUCGGCGUUUUUGUGCCUGAGCUGGGAACAGGCAGUUUCCCCUCUCUAGUAGCCACCCCUCUAACAGAGAGAGCUCCCACCUCAGAAAGGUCCCAGAUGUAGACUGCUCCGUCCUUACCAGUGGCAGUCGUAGGAGCUGAUCCCUACGAAGUCGUGGCAUCAUCCAGCGCAUCGCCGGAAUUCCUAGGCCUCCGUCACUGACCUUAGUGUGGAAGUACGCGACAGGCGUACUAUCUGGGAGACCUAGCCACUUUCUCACUGCCGUCCUCACACAGCGGUCCACUCUGUUGAGCAGUCCCACUGUGGUUGAGCCCAUAGAGAGCUGAUGGUAUAGCGACGGCACGAAAGCCAAACAUCCAUUGCUGAGGCUUCAAGGGAGCUUUGCCGAUGGUGUCCAGAAGCUCCUUUAGAUGGUCCAGAGGCCGAGUUGCCAUGUGUCCUUCUGGCUUGAAGGGCACGUCCAGGUAGUGCCACUGGUCUGACCGCUUGAGAGCUUGCAACGGUUUGCUGUUACAGGUGAAUACCUGUCGCAGGUUCACCACCGUUUUCUUCUCCUUGGGGAUGACUUCCAAGGAUACUGUCAAGCUCUUCCCAGAGUUUACAGUGAGGCCACAUAGUGCUAGAUGUCUACCCACUAUGUCGAUGGUAGUUUGUAGCCCUACUGGUGUAGACGCCACAAACACCAGGUCGUCUGCAAAGGCUACACCGUUCACUGUCACGCCUUCUCCCAGGUCGGCCCCUACCUCCUUCGGUAUCUUCCGAAGGAGACUGUCCAUGAUCAUAUUAAAUAUGCAGGGUGACAUGGGGUCACCCUGCUUCACCCCACACCUGGGGUGAAAUUCCUGGGAGGUCGCGCCACCGCACGAAAGUACGGUGGUACUCCGGUCAUAGACAUCACUUAUAUAGUGUGUCAUUGGGUUGGGGAUCCCCAUCAUCUGAAGGGUUUCCUUGAUGGUACGAUGGGCCACAGAGUCGAACGCUUUCGCCACGUCCAGGGAUGCCAAGUUUCGACCACUGCUUGUGGUUCCGGAGUACCAUAUCCAGGAGGAAGAUGUUUUUGGAGAACCCAUCGAACUGCUGGAAGGCCCGUUGUCUAGGGUCUAAGUUGACUUCUCUUUUUUUUUUUUUAAUUAAUAUUUAUUAAAGUUUCAGAAAGAAUAAAAUCACAUCAACAAACACAAAAAUUUUAACAAAAACAGAGAAAAAUACACCACACAAAAUACAAAGUACAGAAUAGAAAAAGGUAAAAAAAAGAAAAAAGAAAAAAAAAGAAACAGUUAAAAAUAGUUCCGUCCUUUCAUAACCUCUUUUAAAUUUACCUGUUUCCCAGACUUCCUCAUACCUCCCUCUUUUGUAUUCCAAUUCAGUUUGUAAACCCAGCAAUUUCUUACCCUCCUUUUUAAUUCCAGUCCUAAAUCUUGAUAUAUUAUGACAUUAGAUUUUUACCUAUUUGAACCAAUUUUUCCAUUUCUCUUAGUCUUUUGGUCCUAAUCCUUAAUCUUGAUACAUUUAUAGCUUUAAAACCUGUUCAGCUAGAAGCCACUUAACUUCAAUCCAACAUCACUCUAACAUUCAUUGAUUUUGCAGUGUUUCUGUAAAUAGUCUUUAAAUUUCUUCCAAUCUUCUUCCACCAACUCUUCUCCCUGGUCACGGAUUCUGCCAGUCAUUUCUGCCAAUUCCAUAUAGUCCAUCAUUUUCAUCUGCCAUUCCUCCAGUGUGGGUAGCUCUUGUGUCUUCCAAUACUUUGCGAUAAGUAUUCUUGCUGCUGUUGUAGCGUACAUAAAGAAAGUUCUGUCCUUCUUUAACACCGAUUGGUCGACUAUGCCCAGGAGAAAGGCCUCUGGUUUCUUCAAGCAGGUAUAUUUAAAUACCUUUUUUAAUUCAUUAUAAAUCAUCUCCCAGAAAACCUUAAUCCUUGGGCACGUCCACCAAAGGUGAAAGAAUGUACCUUCAGUUUCUUUACAUUUCCAACAUUUAUUAUCGGGCAAAUGGUAGAUUUUUGCAAGCUUGACUGGGGUUAUGUACCACCUGUAUAUCAUUUUCAUAAUAUUCUCUCUUAGGGCAUUACAUACCGUAAACUUCAUACCUGUGGUCCAUAACUGUUCCCAGUCAGCAAACAUAAUAUUAUGUCCAACAUCUUGUGCCCAUUUAAUCAUAGCAGAUUUCACCGUUUCAUCCUGAGUAUUCCAUUUCAGCAGCAAGUUAUACAUUCUUGACAAAUUCUUAGUUUUGGGUUCUAAGAGUUCUGUUUCUAAUUUUGAUUUUUCCACCUGGAAGCCAAUUUUCUUGUCCAAAUUGUAUGCCUCCAUUAUCUGAUAAUAAUGAAGCCAGUCUCGCACUUUAUUUUUUAGUUUUUCAAAACUCUGCAGUUUCAAUCUAUCUCCGUCUUGUUCUAAAAUUUCCCAAUAUUUCGGCCAUUUGACCUCCAUAUUAAGCUUUUUCAAGGCUUUCGCUUCCAUCGGUGACAGCCACCUUGGGGUUUUAUUUUCCAAUAAAUCCUUAUAUCUUAUCCAAACAUUAAACAAAGCUUUCCUGACAAUAUGAUUUUUAAAUGCUUUAUGUGCUUUGACCUUAUCAUACCACAGAUAUGCAUGCCAUCCAAAUACAUUGUUAAAACCUUCUAGAUCCAAAAUGUCAGUGUUUUCAAGAAGCAGCCAUUCUUUCAACCAGCAAAAAGCUGCUGAUUCAUAAUAAAGUUUAAGGUCUGGCAGGGCAAAUCCACCUCUUUCCUUUGCAUCUGUUAGUAUUUUAAAUUUUAUUCUGGGCUUCUUGCCCUGCCAGACAAAUCUAGAAAUAUCUCUCUGCCACCUCUUGAAACAGUCCAUUUUGUCCACAAUUUGCAGCGUUUGAAACAAAAACAACAUUCUAGGCAAUACAUUCAUUUUUACCGCAGCAAUACGGCCCAGCAGUGAAAGCUUCAAAUUUGACCAAAUUUCUAAAUCUUUUUUCACUUCAGCCCAACAUUUUUCAUAGUUAUCUUUAAAUAAAUUCCCAUUUUUUGCUGUCAUGUUACUAAGUCGACUUCUCUAGUCAACCGCACAGCCAGGACCUUGUGGAAGACUCUGGUCAAUACUGGGGAGACAGUUAUGGGGCGGAAGUCUCCCGGAUCUUGGGCAUGAUCUUUUUUGGGAAUCUGUGUUGUUCGAGUCCCCAGCAACGACUGGGGGCAUUUCCCACAUACCAUUAUUAGGUUGAAGAGCCGCUCCAGCGCACCUAGAGGCAGCUUCUUCACGUGUUCGACAGUCAUUCCGUCAGGUCCUGGUGCCGUUGAGUAGCAGAUAGUCAAACGAGAACUUUGAAGGCCGAAGUGGAGAAGGGUUCCAUGUGAACAGCAGUUGAACAUGGGUCAGUUGAUCCUAACCAAUUCCUGGUAGGCCUGGUGGCGCCUAUGGGCUUUUAUCGCCUCAGCUGCAUGAUCUUUUUUUGGGAAUCAGUGUUGUUCGAGCCCCCAGCAACGACGGGGGGGCAUUUCCGACAUACCAUUAUUAGGUUGAAGAGCUGCUCCAGGGCACCUAGAGGCAGCUUCUUCACCUGUUCCACGGUCAUUCCAUCAGGUCCUGGCGCCGUUGAGACCGAUGAUAUGGCUCUCUUAAUCUCAGCAGCCGUCAUGGGUUCCCAUAAGGAUGUUAUAACAUCUCUCCUGGGGCCAGGGCCAGGUGAGCAGUCCGGAGCCCUGGUCAUUAGCUUUUCCCAGUACGGAAAGAGGCUCGCGCCAUUUUCUAUUGGCACGUCCCUGUUCUUAUCAAGAGCCCACUUAAUACAUUUAGUGGGACUCUUAUGCCAUAGAUGUUGGAAUUUGGCAUAUUGCUCUCACCUCUUCCACCUAUUGGACAUCUGUUGUUCUUGGCUACUUCGUUUCCCUCUCUGCGCCCUCCAGGGUUGUGUACCCUGCAUGCCCCGCACAACCAGGGAUAGUUCUUCAUACACGUCGGUGAGCGUCCUCGACCCGACGGUGGCACUCAGCCUUUCCAAUCGCACGAGGUGUUCCGUGGUGGUUGGCAUUCUGGGGAGCUGCUGCAGGUGUUGUAUCAGCCUGUCACGCCACUGGGUAUUCGAAGCUUCCACCACAGGUUGAGGGGCUGGUCCGUCUACCACCUCUAGCUGUUCCUGGGUAUACGUCGCAACCAAUUCCCGAUAGGCCUGCUGGCGCCUAUGGGCUUUUAUAGCCUCUGCUGUUCUUUCUGGGAACUUCUCCAUCAGGGCUAGGUUCAUAUGGCGUGCCCCCGAGGUUAGGAGUCUUGCCUCCUCUCUGGCCAGCAGUGCUGUUUCCUCGGGGGUCCAUCUCCUUUUCACCUGAUGCGUAUUUUGUUGCGCGUCAUACCAGUCUGGGUGGGCUCGUUGGUGAUGGACACCGCGUCCGGUCUUGGUGUUAAAGGCUCUCUCGCAAUCUGGGUGUUCGCAUACGAAAACUGGUUGUUCCACCGCAGGAACUACACCAGGCCCAGCAGCAUGGGAGCUGCUCCUCACCCGGGUAGUACGGUCCGAUGACUCACCACCGCUUUGCGGUUCCGCAAGGAUUCAUACCCGCAAGGGAUCUGGGUGAGGAUGAGCUGAAGCUCUCUGGCACGGACCCAGAGGUUCAGAUAAGCCUUCCCUGUUAGCCGCCUAAAGACGUUGCCGCCUAAAGACGUUGCCUGACUCUCACCACGAGGAGGUAGGGAUAGGCACGUUAGGCUUUUUUGGGGGGGGGGAAAUUGUUUGGGGGGGGUGACUAGUUUAUUUUGUAUUAUGGUGUGUUUUGUAGCACUAGUUUUUAAUCCUGCUCUCUUCUAUCUGUUUGGAUGGAGGCUGUUUGUUUGACAAUGCUGUAAGCAUUCAGCAUACAGCCCUCCGAUCACAACCCAUGGUGAUGGAGCCUUGAGAUAUUUCUUUCCUAUUAUUCCUAAAGGCAACAGUUCUUUUAUGAUCACUCCAGGCAUUCUUACUGAAGUGACAUGUAACUUGCAGUUUCUGUUGCACAGUGUCUGUAGACUACUGUAACACCCUCGCAUUGGUUCAGGGUCUCAGAUGUAUGGCAUCCACCUCUGCAGAGUCUGUCAAGUCUUCUGCCUCUGGCUAGACGUUUUCAUAUUGGGAGCACAUUUAUCCAGAGUUUUACGGAAUUAAAGUAAUCCCUUCCUGACAGAAAACACGUGCAACCAUGCCUCUUGGUUUGGUGUUUUUUAUUCUUCUUCUAACCCCCACCAUCAAUGUGCUCCCCUGCUUCAUCAAUCCAUCUUUCACUCAGGGCCCCUGUUGUAUGCAGGAAGCUUCCUCUGUUUCUGAAGUGAUGUUCCAUUACCUUCAGUUCCUUUGCCAGGAGGUUCCCAGCUAAGGACUGCUUGCGGACCUGCUUAAAGGCAAUUUAUGAAGGUGUUCUCUAUGCAGGCUCCGUAUGCUCCAUCUCAGCCAUUGCAAACAGGGACCUCCAUCAUUUACCUUGAUGUGAAACUACGCCACAAGUCUGGAUGCCGGGAGACCAAGCCAGGUUCUACUUGUCCUUGAGCAGUGGUCCAUGCAGGUAAGCAUUUGCACCCCUCCAACUCUAACGACAGCUGGUUGUAAAAGUAGGGUAGGACCACAGUCUGUAGUCUGAACACCCUGUGUUGGGGUUUCAGGGAACCCUUCCUCAAGAUUUCCCUUGCAGCCUCUCAAGGGGUUGGAUUGCCAUUCUUCUCUCAGUGGUGAAUGGGAUCCUAAGCUAUUUCCAUUUGCCUGACCUCUUUAGUGCCAUUUUAGCAUUGACCACCACUUUCUUUCUGGGGAUGUUCUCCAGGGAGACCAUUAGGAACUUCUGGUAUUGAUGGUAAGCCCACAUAGUGCCAGAUGUUCCACCACUACAUGAAGGCUGUGAGGUUGGAUACUCAGCUCUUCAAAGGAGCUGCUGUUUUUCCUAGCAGCGGGUAUCAUGCAUUGGAACCACAAAAUGCAUGAAUGGAUUAUAGAAUAGUAGAGUUGUAAGAGACCAGGAAUCAUCUAGUCAAAGCUCCUGAAAUUCAGGAUUACUGGAACAGCAAGUCCAAAUUCUGUCUGGGUCAUCCAAAACCCUGAAGGGGUGGGCUCCAUUCCAUUCUGGAAGAUGCAUUACAGCUGUCUAACAACUGGAAGACUGGAAAGGGAUCCUCUGUGGAAAAGCUAAGGGGGUGAUGGGUGCUCCUCCAGUUCUUUGAGUGUGGAAAGUGUAGCCUGCUGCACAGUUGUCUACAUGAGCCUCAGAAGGUUCUGUGUCUUGAGAGAAGGAUUGAUAGAUACAGCUCCUGCUGUGGUCCCCACUGAAUUGGGGCUUUGGAUGCCUAUUGGCACUUAUGGUACAAUAACCCCAAGAUCUGGGUGAGCCCUGGAAUGAGUGCAAGUACUUGGGGGUGUGUGAAAUGAGAAGUAAAUCUGAUCCUCCAUGCUCUGCAAUAAUUUUCCUACCAGGCUGGGAGAAGAUCAACUGCACACCACUGAAGUUCUGAGCCCAGCUUGGACAAGGCGAUGAUGUGCCCAGAGUAAUAAUACCUUUAUUGUCAUUAUAUAACCUGUGUACAAUGAAAUUAAACAAGCCUCCCCCCCCAAACACUCAAUCUCGUUGCACUCUGUGUGCUUAUCGAACAACACACCACCUCGCACGUCAGUUUUGCUAUGUUAUUUUCCAUUCAACAGCCUAACAGCCCACAGAUAGAAGCUAUUUUUUAGCCUGUUGGUAUGACUUGAUUAUACUUCUAUAUCUCCUGCCCGAGGGUAGAAGAUUUUCCAAGUGAGGUCCUCACUAAGGUAAACUCCCAGGAAUUUAAAGCAGGGGACUCUCUCCACACAGCCCCCCCCCAAUAUACAAUGGGGCAGGUUCCCCUCUCUUCCUCUGGAAGUCCAACAGCACCUCCUUUGUCUUACUAAUAUAUAGGUGCAAGUUAUUCUCUGAGCACCUAACCAAUAUUUGUUUGUUCAUUAAUAGGCUGCCACUGGAGUGGAUAUUGGGAUUGGUCCUAGGUUUCCUCUGCUGGCUGUAUCCAUACCUGUGCCAGAAUGUUCCUGUACUUCACGUGGAUCUGGAGCUUGGCGGUCAUGAAUUCUCACUGGGGCAGCAGAAGUUUCUGCCGUGAUUGGACUUAUUGUUUGGCAGCAAACGGUGACUCAUAUAAUGUUGGAUCUGCAUGCAGAUAACCAGAACACGGACAUGGAGG